Messenger RNA from Papilio machaon (common yellow swallowtail), 567 nucleotides. Its product is annotated as peroxisomal multifunctional enzyme A-like. The coding region runs from base 68 to 427 and encodes 119 amino acids. The transcript is spliced from 3 exons. Gene Ontology annotation, cellular component: cytosol. The record is from RefSeq and is a predicted model, not a curated record. NCBI's taxonomy places the organism in Eukaryota, Metazoa, Arthropoda, Insecta, Lepidoptera, Papilionidae.
CUCUCAACCGUCUUCCGAGUCCGCACUCUGUACUCGCAACGGCACUCGACACACCACAAACACCAAUAUGGGCGCGGUUCAGAGUGACAACGCGAACCUGAGCAAGUCUGAACUCGUGAUGAAGAUAAAGUCACGGCUGAACAAGCUCGACACCGCCAAAGCAAAGGAAGUGGGAGGCGUCUUCCUGUUUAACAUCAUCAAAGGCACAUCUGUUUACAGCUGGACGUUAGACCUGAACCAGGUGACGGCAUACGAGGGUGAACCGGCAGAAGACCCAGACACCACGUUUACCUUAAACGAACACUAUUUCAAGCAGCUGGUGACUGGCAAAGAAGACGCGAGGGUCAUCAUGCAGGCUGGCAGGUGUUCCGUCACGGGAGACAUCAUGCGUGCUAUGAAACUUGAACCCUAUAUUAAGCUUGGUUAGAUUUAAAUUCCAUUAACUAUCUUAGGUUUAAAGAUAGUACCAUCAACGAAUUUUAUAUGAACUUCCAGUUUAUAAGACAUCCACCAAUUUAAAUUACGAUUAAUUGUUAUUUAACUUAAUUUGGGUAAGAACGUUGGUUA